Molecule: messenger RNA, 810 nt
Organism: Plasmodium yoelii
Lineage: Eukaryota; Apicomplexa; Aconoidasida; Haemosporida; Plasmodiidae
Product: PIR protein
Exons: 3
Coding region: 1-810 (269 amino acids)
Source: RefSeq, a predicted model, not a curated record
AUGUCUUAUAAAGUGUGUAAUGCAAUUAAUACGAUCGAUAAAAUUUUUGAUGAUGAUCCGAACAGCACGGGAAAAGGUAUUUAUGAGGGUUAUUUAAGUACGUAUUGCCCUGAUGGUAACUGUAGUAGUGAUGAAGAAAAGAUUAACUCUGGUUUUAUAAUGUUACUAAAUAUGCUUGAUGAUGAAACUAUAGAUGGUGAUAUACUUGCUGAAUACGCUAUUUUAUGGUUAAGUUAUAGACUAAAUCAAAAAACAGAAAGAGAAAUCACCACAUUAAACAAUUUUUAUACUUUCUAUAUAGAAUCAAAUAGUCAAUAUGAUGAUAAUAUAUCUACUGAUAAUAAGAUUAAAAAGGAUGUUAUAGAAAAAAAAAUGAAAUCGAUGAAUAUAGAUAUUAAAGAUAUAUCUAAUUUUUAUGAUGCAUUUAAAUCAUUAUGUAACAUGUAUAGUGAAUUUGAUCCAGCACAAAGUACUGAAUGCAAGACAUGUUUAGAAACUGCUGGAGAAUUGGUUGAAAAAUAUGAACAACUUAAAAAUGCUUUAGAUAUUAAUAAAGGAAGUUCUUAUUAUAAACUAUUGUCUAGUUUAUCAAACGAUUAUAAAAUUUAUGAAAACAUAUAUAAUAUUAAAUGUAAUGACUCACAAUUUGUAGCUUGUCCACGAAGUUCAAUAACAAAAAAUACACUAAUUACAAUUGCAAUUAUAUUUGUUGCAGCAUCAAUUUUAUUGGGAGUUUCUUAUAAGUAUUCGUUAUUUGGAUUUCGGAAACGAUCUCAAAAACAACAUUUAAGAGAAAAGCUAAAAAAAUAA